Messenger RNA from Corythoichthys intestinalis (scribbled pipefish), 1441 nucleotides. It is a transcript of the gene ing4, whose product is annotated as inhibitor of growth family, member 4. Gene Ontology annotation, cellular component: nucleus. The record is from RefSeq and is a predicted model, not a curated record. Gene Ontology annotation, biological process: positive regulation of apoptotic process; regulation of DNA-templated transcription. The coding region runs from base 39 to 788 and encodes 249 amino acids. Lineage: Eukaryota; Metazoa; Chordata; Actinopteri; Syngnathiformes; Syngnathidae. The transcript is spliced from 8 exons.
UCGUCUCACCGGAAGCUGUGUUGUUUACAUUUUCCAAGAUGGCGGCGGGAAUGUAUUUGGAGCAUUAUUUGGACAGCAUAGAAAACUUGCCCUUCGAGUUGCAGAGAAACUUCAAUUUGAUGAGGGACUUAGAUCAACGCACAGAAGAUCUGAAAGGACAGAUCGACUCCCUCGCAAAAGAAUACACAUCAAAUGCGCGAACUCUUUCCUCUGAGCAAAAGCUGUCCAUACUGAGGCAAAUUCAGCAAUCGUACAGCAAAUGCAAAGAAUUUGGCGACGACAAAGUGCAACUGGCCAUGCAGACCUACGAAAUGGUCGACAAACACAUAAGACGCCUAGACACAGACCUGGCCCGUUUCGAAGCAGACCUGAAGGAAAAACAGAUUGAAAGCACGGACUACGAUUCCACCUCCAGUAAAGGAAAAAAAGUGGAUACUAGACAGAAGGAAAAGAAGUCUGCUAAAACGAGAUCUAAAGUGAAGAGCUCUGAUGAAGAUGGCAGUCCCAAGAGCGCCCAGAAGAAAGUCAAACUCCUUCAAACGGGUGAAUUCAACAGCCCCUCCACCAACUUUGGAAAUGUUCACCCAUCCGAUGUGCUGGACAUGCCAGUGGACCCCAAUGAGCCCACCUAUUGUCUGUGCCAUCAGGUGUCUUAUGGCGAGAUGAUUGGCUGUGACAACACUGAUUGCUCCAUUGAGUGGUUCCAUUUUGCAUGUGUGGGUCUGACAACCAAACCACGAGGCAAAUGGUAUUGUCCACGCUGCUCUCAAGAUAGAAAGAGGAAAUAAAACGGUUGUCCUGGAACAAACACUAAUCCGAAGGGGGACAAAAAAAACAUGUUUUCAUUCAUUACUAGUUUGUUUUUCCAUUUUCCUUAACAUGUGGUGCUUUCUUUCUUCUUUUUUUUUUGUAUUUGCCUUGGUCUGAUGCAGACUGUUUGAUGGAAUUAUGAAGUGGUUUCAGGUGUAUUUAAAAACUGUUUUUUUUUUUUUUUUUAGUUACAUUGGUGCUCUUAUUACAUUUUUUAAAAUAGUUUUGUUCAAACACUAACACUACGACUGCCCUGAAUUGUUUAACGGUUUAAAUUUGCAUGAUACUACUACUAUCCAUCUGCGAAAUGUGAAGUAUUUUCUUUUGGGUAAAAAAAAAAAAAUGUGGCCAUUUAUAAUUAUUUGCUUUGUUAUGUAGUUACCUUUUUUUUUUAAUAUCAUGGAGAACAAAUUUCACUUGUUCUACAGGUAAGCGGAUCAAAAGUGUGAUCGCAGAUGCUGCACAAUGGAUGUGUCGGUCAUUUUUUAGGUAGCGACAAUUUAUUUUAGCAUUUUGAUCGAGUGCUGUUUCGAGUGUAAGACAUUUUUGGAAAAAUAUUGUCAUCGAUGUAGCUGGAAUAUUGGUACAACGGGGAGGGUGUGAUUGUGUUAUCAAUCAUUUGAAUACAGCU